GUUUUAAUCAGAUGACGUGUUGGUUUUGGGGUGGGUGGGCUGGAUCGCUGACCCGGACGUGCUCCUGCACAGUGCGAGUCCCGGCAGAGUUCACAGCAGCGCUGGGGAGUGUGUGAGGUGCAGCACUGGUGUGUGUGUGAUUUCACAGAGAGAGGUGCUCUGGGUCUGUGUGACCUCGUGUGCCAGCCAGCCAGCCCUCGUUGCAGUUGGACCAGCAUGCCGCUUGCUCCCCGUCGCCAUGGCAGCCCGCUCUCGCACCCGGACCCUGCAGGUGGUGGACACGGAGUUCAGUGCGGACGCUGUGGAGUGGUGCCCUGUGCCUGGCUGGCACUCCCUCCUCGCCUGCGGCACCUACCAGCUGCAGAGACCCGCUGACAAGGCUGGGGGGGAGUCUGAGCCCCCCCUCCGAGUGGGCCGGCUCUACCUGUACCGAUUCAGCACAGAGGAGGGGUGCUCUGCCCCCCUGAUGGAGCUGCAGAGGGCCGACGCCCCUGCCAUCCUGGAUAUGAAGUGGUGCCACGUGCCGGUGUCAGAGCGCCCUCUCCUGGGCAUCGCGAACGCCAGGGGAGCGCUGGAGCUGCAGCAGCUGACGGGCAGCGAGAAAUCUGGCUGUGCUCUGGAGGCGGUCUCCAGCCUGGAUCUGGGUCCUGAUAGGCUGGCUCUGUCUCUGGACUGGUCCACGGGGCGGGGGGAAAGCUCUGCCUCCUCAGUGAAGGUUGUCUGCAGUGACUCGAAGGGCUGUGUCAGCCUGCUGUCUCUCUGUGGCUCAGCUGCCUCGCUCCACCUGCUCUCCCAGUGGAAGGGACACGAGUUCGAGGCCUGGAUCGCAGCCUUUGACUACUGGAACAGUGACGUGCUGUACUCAGGGGGUGAUGACUGUCGUCUGAAGGGCUGGGAUGUGAGGACGGGCUCCUCGUGCCCAAUCUUCACCAGCAGGAGGCACUCGAUGGGCGUCUGCAGCAUCCAGAGUAACCCUCACAGAGAGCACGUCCUGGCUACUGGGAGCUAUGAUGAGCACGUGCUCCUGUGGGACUCUCGGCACAUGAAGCAGCCGCUGGCCGACACACACGUGCGGGGCGGGGUGUGGAGGCUCAAGUGGCACCCUUCCCAUGAGCCUCUGCUGCUGGCGGCCUGCAUGCACAACGACUUCCACAUCCUGGACUGCAGGGCGGUGCUGGACGGCAGCUCUGAAGAGAGCGAAAUCAUCUCCUCGUACAUCCUUCACAACUCCCUGGCGUACGGUGCUGAUUGGUCGAGGCUGAGCCUGGCUGGCCCCGCCCCUGCGGAGGGGGAAGGGGAGGGGCUGGCUGGCCCCGCCCCUGCGGAAGAGGAAGGGGAGGGGCUGGCUGACCCCACCCCUGCGGAGGGGGAAGGUGAGGGGCUGGCUGGCCCCGCCCCUGUGGAGGGGGAGGGUGAGGGGCUGGCUGGCCCCGCCCCUGCGGAGGGGGAAGGGGAGGGGCUGGCUGGCCCCGCCCCUGCGGAGGGGGAGGGUUACCUGCAGAUUCAUUACGAGUCCCCGACGGCCAGCUUCGACACGGCUCUGGAAGACGUGCAGGGGCGCUACCGCCCCGAGCCCCUCACCCCAGCCCCGCGCUCCCAGAGCAGCAGCCCCCCCACGGAGAGCAGCCUGCUGGCCACGUGCUCCUUCUACGACCACGUGCUGCAUGUGUGGAGGUGGGACUGCAGCCCCGCCUGACCAGCACUGGGGCUGAUGAAGAUACACAUUCCCAGGUCAGGUUUACUGACAGGGGUUACAGAAAGUGCAGCUGGGAGUGAAAUAUUUCACCUGAACUGAGCCCUGGCUGCAGUUUCAAAGAGAUUUUCCAGUCAUUUUGUAUGAACUCAUGUGAUUGAAACAAUAAUAAGACUAAUCAAAGUUGUGUGGUGCUGUGUGACCGCCACGUUCAAAUUGUCAUAAUAAAAAGGAUCUUAAUAAA
Molecule: messenger RNA, 1937 nt
Organism: Acipenser ruthenus (sterlet)
Lineage: Eukaryota; Metazoa; Chordata; Actinopteri; Acipenseriformes; Acipenseridae
Product: diphthine methyltransferase-like
Exons: 10
Coding region: 239-1696 (485 amino acids)
Molecular function (GO): protein binding
Source: RefSeq, a predicted model, not a curated record